Molecule: messenger RNA, 1661 nt
Organism: Xyrichtys novacula (pearly razorfish)
Lineage: Eukaryota; Metazoa; Chordata; Actinopteri; Labriformes; Labridae
Source: the annotation of a GenBank genome assembly
AUGUCCGACGACAGUGAAUGCAGUACGAGAGAGCGCGAGAACGCAAGAGACUUCUUUGACGGGAGAGGCGCGAACAUACAGUCUAUGGGCUCGAAGCGAGAGAGAGACAGUCGGGAGCCGAGGAGGAAGGCACGAGGAAAGAGGUAAAAGCCAUUUUCCUAUAUCUAUCAAAUAACGAAAUGAUAAGGAAAGCACAGUGUGACUACACUCCGGACUCAAUUCUCUGCAACUCAACCGAAUAAUGGGGCUGGGCAUGUGUGAGUGUAAGCUAUGCCACAGGCUGUAAAGACGAUCACAGGAAGAAAAAUCAGAGUCCAAAGUGGCCGUGUUUCUGCUAAAAACCCACAAAACUGAACCGAAAUUAGCCCCAUAUGUCUUGCUAGCAUAUAAACACAGACAGUGAUCCACACAUUAUAGCUUAUAAACACACUGAAUAUUGAUUCAGUUUCUGUAAAGGGAAACCUUGCAAAUUUACUUUGAAUCUUACAGAAAUGAAGAGAAAAGGGACCCUGUACAAUUUUUUCAAGAGGGCCAGACUACAAAAUGAAGUAGGACAUGAGGUGGAAGGAGAGAGAGAAGACGUUGAAGGAGAGAGAGACAAGCAUGAGGUGGAAGGUGAGAGAGAGGAUGAAGAAAAGGUGGAAGGAGAGAAAGAAGACGUUGAAGGAGAAAGAGACAAGCAUGAGGUGGAAGGCGAGAGAGAGGAUGAAGAAAAGGUGGAAGGAGAGAAAGAAGACGUUGAAGGAGAAAGAGACAAGCAUGAGGUGGAAGGCGAGAGAGAGGAUGAAGAAAAGGUGGAAGGAGAGAGAGACAAGCAUGAGGUGGAAGUAGAGGGUGAAGAUAAAGACGAACUGGCGGAAGAGAGAGGCGAGCAAAGAAAAUCUGACCAAGAUUACCAUAGACAGGAGGAGGUGGGAGAACAUGUGGAGGAAGGAGAGCACCACCAAAUAGAGAUGGCAAAGAGACAGGAAAGGGAAAGGACAGUGCCUGAGCCAUCACCAGCGACCUCUGGUAGAGCUGCUGGUCCACAUGGUAUGGAAAUUGUUUCUGCAUAAUUGACCAAGUUACAUAUGAAAAAGGACAAUUACAGAAAUUGACAUUUUGCUGUCAUUCGAUUUAACAGCUAUUGUUUAAACUUCUUCAAAUAAAUAUUCAUCUUUGCUUAAAUGUAAGUACUUGGGAAAUGUUUAAGUAUAGUCAGAUGGUAACAGAAUAUUAAUACUUUGUGUACAAUGUACUUUAGAUCUAUUGCUCAGUUUAAAUUCCAAAAAUCGAACAAUCCAAAAGUAUUCUCCCUGGCUAAAAUGUUCUAUGUAUGUGUGUUUACACAGUCUGAUGAAUAUAAUGAAUUGUUUUAAGUUGUUAUUUUGUUAAAUUAGUGCAGAUUCCGUAUAGUUGUGAACCUUCUCCCCUCCAUCUUCUAGAUUUAUCAAAGUCCAGAUGCGAACCGGCAACACAGCCAAAAAGGGAAAGUUUUCCAAGGACUCUCCAGGGAGGAGCCAGGAGAAGCUUCCGGAGUGAGUGGUACCAAGCUAACCCCUGGUUAGAGUACUCUCAGUCCAAGGACGCAGCAUACUGUUUUGCCUGUCGUCAUUUUUCCCUUCCAGACACUCCCAAGACUGUGUUUACUUCAUUUGAUGGAUAUCGAAAUUGGAAAAAAG